ACCGUCUCCUCCACCACCACCUCAAGUAUCCUCCAUCCCCUCCCAUUCCUCCUUCUCCAUGUUCCCAUCCUCCCACUUCUCCAUCAUUUGUCACUCUUCAGCUGUCUCCCCCUCUUCGGCUGUCUGCCACUCUUCCUCCGUAUCGCUGCCCGCCCCCUAGAAGAGACUCAAGCUCGAGACCAGGAAGAGGAGCUGGGACCGAGCGAGCGAGGGAGCCACGCAGGCCAGCGUGGGGGUGUUCAACAUGGGGCUCACGCCUGGGGGGUGCUCGUGCCGCUGCUGCUCACCAAUGGCUUCAGCGUGGAGGCGCUGUUGGGCCGCACGCGUGGCGAGGCCGAGCAGCUGGCGGCCAAGGUGCGCGUCCCCUUCUCCAGCAGCAGCUGCAUGGGCGGCGUGCCGCUCCACCAGCUCGGGGACCUCAUGCGCAUCUUCAACCCGCCAGAGCUCAGCUGUCGGAUCGCGGUCAAGGCCCUGGGAUCAGCUCCCACUCGAGAGUGGUCCUCCCCUGGCUGCUGUUUGUGCUGCAACUGUUUAGGACCGGUAGAGCAGACUGCUUCUGGUCUCCCACCCAGUAACUCUGCUGUCUCUUUACCCCAUUGUCACCCAACCCAGCAAACUCACCGACACUGUUACCUCAUCCAUCAGACACAAACCCCCAUACUUUCUCAAACAAUGGCAUCUCCAAUCUUAUGUUAAUUCUGUUUCUGCAGUCUUCCACAAUUCAUGAUAUUUGUUUCAUAGGUAUCCACCUGUUACUCGUAGCUUAAACAUUAAUCACAAACAUGCAAAAAUAUCUACAUGCUAGUAACGCCAUUUAGCACAGCACUCUAGUAUAAAAUACAUUAAAAAACAAUACAUGUUUAUAUUGUUGAUUAGUUUGCAUGUUGAAACCAAUCCUGGUCGCAGUAGUGCCUCACCUUCCCCAUUACAUUUCCACUAUUGUAGAAAUCUACUUUAAUUUGUCCACGGUAUAAAAAUGGCUUCAAAGAAGAUCCUAAUAAUUAUAGACCAAUAUUUCUUUUUUAACAGUUACUAAAAUACUCUUUGGUUCUUUCGGUAAAGUCACGUAGGUAUAAAAAAUAAAAAAUAUAUAUAUAUCACGACGUUUCGAUCGCAACACAAGCGGUCGUCCUCAGGCGGAAAAAAAUUAUCCAGCAGUGGAACUGCUGAACUAGGCUGAACCAGGUUCAGCAGUUCCGAGGCACACGACCGCUUGUGUUGUUCUGAGGACGACUGCUUGUGUUGCGAUCGACACGUCGUGAUAUAUAUUUUUCUUUUUUCUAUCUACGUGACUUUACCGAAAGAACCAGAGUAUGGAUUCCUGCAGUCACGAAAGCUUCAAAUCAAGUUACUAAAAUUUUCGAAAAACAUACAUCCCAAAUAAACUGCUGCCGAAAAGCUCACAAUCUCAUGCACAGCAGAGUCUGGUUUUCAAGAGGAUUACAGCACCACCACAGCUAUGGAUGUUUAAAAUGUUCUCAUCAGUAAACUGGAUAAAAGGUCACUACUGCUGUGCAAUAUUCAUUACCUUUUCAAAAGCCAGUUGAAAAUUAUAUUCCACCCACAAUUCUUGGUCAAUUACGGUUUUCAGAUUUAACAAUACAAUUAUUUAAGUUACUGUGGGGGUCGCUAGCCCCCGAGAUCCCUCCCUCGAUAAUGUUAACGGCCGGGCUAGCAUCAUCAAUCGCCCCCCCGCUGCUAAGCGAACCGCUGCUAAGUUCCUCACCCAUGGGGUGGGAGCCGUCGCCCGAGGAUUCCACUCCACCGCGGGUCCGCGUAGCAGGCAUGGUUAAUUACGUACGCGCACACCCACACACACAGCUCCGUACGGCACUCACUCUUGCGCUUCUCUGCGCCGCGCUGGCCGCUCACGUUACAAUCGCGCACCUGGGGUACGCCGAUUUCGCACGACGAGAGCUUACGCCUACACCGUACUACACGCGUUCACACUUAUAACACGUAACGAGCACACGCAAGCGGGGCACACGCCGACACAACGACUAAAGUCGCCGCCGCCGUGCGCGCGAGAUAAACCGUACAACAAUGCGCAGCCGAUUACGCUAUGAUCGCGCACCUGGGGGACGCCGAUUACGCACGCUGCGAGCUUACGCACACACAGUA
Lethenteron reissneri (Far Eastern brook lamprey) is the source of this 2121-nucleotide messenger RNA. RefSeq lists its product as uncharacterized. Lineage: Eukaryota; Metazoa; Chordata; Hyperoartia; Petromyzontiformes; Petromyzontidae. The record is from RefSeq and is a predicted model, not a curated record.